Molecule: messenger RNA, 984 nt
Organism: Acyrthosiphon pisum (pea aphid)
Lineage: Eukaryota; Metazoa; Arthropoda; Insecta; Hemiptera; Aphididae
Product: kelch-like protein 12
Exons: 3
Coding region: 434-739 (101 amino acids)
Molecular function (GO): protein binding
Source: RefSeq, a predicted model, not a curated record
CCUAGAAGAAAUGGAUACCAUUCAGGCUUCAUCUUGUGAAAAUAACCUAAAGCAAGUAUUGAAAUCAAAUGAAUGUCAACCAACACAUUUUAGAAAUAGCUUUCACUCUGUUAGAAUACUAGAAGACUUACAAUCUCUACGCAAAAAAGAAGUUUUAUGUGAUAUUAGAUUUGAAACAGAUGAUGGAUGUAUAACAUUUGGUCAUAAAAAUGUUUUAAUGGUAGCUAGUCCAUAUUUCCGAGCAAUGUUUAAUAAUUUUGAUGAAAGCAAUAAAGAUCUUGUCAAAAUAAGUGAAUUAGACUCUACUGUUUUAAAAAUAUUAGUAGAUUAUAUUUAUACUGGUGAAUUGAUAAUGACAAAAGAAAAUGUACAGGUAUAAUUAACAAGUCAAUUUGUGAAAGACUAAUAUAAAAUUGUUUUAAAUGUAUUAUUGAUGAUUUUCAAGAUAUUGUUACCAGCAGCAAAAAUCCUACAGUUAGAUUUUGUUAGUGCUGCAUGUUCUGAGUUUUUACAAAAACAACUGGAUGCAUCGAAUUGUCUGGGCAUCAGAGCGUUUGCUGACAUACAUAACUGCACGGAAUUGUUAUCAAGUUCUGAAGCAUUAAUAAAAAAACAGUUUCUGGAAGUGGUUAAAAGUGAUGAGUUCCUAUCAUUAUCUUCUGAAGAUGUGGUUAAGAUAAUCUCUUGUAAUGAUCUUGCUGUUCCAUAUGAAGAAAAAGUAAGCAAACUGCAAUAUUAGUUAUUGUUGUAUGUAAAGUCAACUUAACACAAAGAUCUAACACAUAAAUAUAAUGGACUCUAUUCUUGAACAGUCAUCUAAAAAAAAAAAAAAUUGUAAACCUGUGGAUUAAUUAUAUAAAUAAUUAUUGAUAGGCGAGUAUAGAAAAACACAGUUAUAGAAAAACAAACAUAACUGCUAGCCCUUCUGCUUUAAAUGCUUAUGUAAAUCCAUCAAAUCUGUAUUAACUUUUAAUCUAAGAAUAA